UUAAAUUAUCACAAUAUUAUUUACUAUAUUGGUAUUUUUCACGUUUUAUUUAUUCUUGGUCCGUUUAAACCGAGCUUAUAACUUUUAAAUGUUUGAUACUGUUCCCGGCUGUUCCAUGUGUAAAUCACGAGUUGUAAAUGCAACUGAAAGACGUACAGCAAUAAUUUUAAUUGUGUAAAAUUAAAAUUUUCUGCUCGACGGUAGACAUUUAUAAUGAAUAAUCUGUCGAUUAGUGAAAAGGCGUUUAAACUUUUGAACGGUGUUGUGUGCUUGUAUAAACCGGCUGGAGUACACUUGAGUGGUUGUCGCCAUUCAUUGCUUUUGAAGUUAACACAAGAGUUGAAUUCAUGCGGUGUUAGAUCUCCAGAAAAUCGUGUGGUCAUUUCCGGGGACACAACAAAAGAACUGAAUGUAAAAGUAGAGCCCAGUUAUGCGGACAAUGUACUUGUCGUUGGUCCCAGGUACCAAACUCAAGACAUUAAGUGUAUUUGGACCACUCAUUUGGGAAAGCGUGUGUCAGGCGUUUGUGUUGUUGGACUAAAUAAGGGUACCAAAAUGGCAAGAAAUCUUCAAAACAACUAUCCAUUGCGAACAUAUCAUUUACACGGGCGAUUGGGAAUUAUGACCAAGAAUAUGCACAUUGAUGGCCAAGUUGUUGAAAAGGGACGUUUUGACUUUGUCAGACGUGAAAAUAUGGAUAAACUUAUGUCUACAAUCCAGGCAUCAAAUCAAAAAAAGAUGUUUGAGCUGGCCAAUGUAGACACUCAAACUCAAACAGCAUAUGAUUUGGCUACAAAAGGGUUGAUUCGACCAGAAUCUACUAAAAAUCCUUUAAUUUAUGGAAUUAAAUGCAUAAGUUUAGAUUUACCAAAUUUUAUUAUUGAAGUUAAUGUUAUUAAUGAAUAUGAGAAUUAUUUAUUAUCAUUAGUCCACGAAAUAGGACUUAAGUUGAGAUGUUCAGCAACAUGUACUGCUAUACGCUGUAUAAGAUAUUCAUCGUUUACCAUUCAACAAGCACUCCUAAUGAAACAUUGGAAUCUUCAAUUUGUAUUAGAAAAUAUGAAGGAAUGUAAUUCUGCUUACGAAAAAAUGAGUAAACUACCUUCAUUUAUUACUGAACAAUCUUAUUUUGAAUCUAAUCAAAAAAUGACUGAUGUACAAUAAUUUUAGUAAGUUAUAUAAUAUUUAUUUGUUACUCGUAGUAUUCAAAAGUUCAUUAUUCAAAUUUUA
This is a messenger RNA of Myzus persicae (green peach aphid), 1230 nucleotides long. Its product is annotated as probable tRNA pseudouridine synthase 2. Gene Ontology annotation, biological process: RNA processing; pseudouridine synthesis. NCBI's taxonomy places the organism in Eukaryota, Metazoa, Arthropoda, Insecta, Hemiptera, Aphididae. The transcript has 5 exons. The coding region runs from base 214 to 1164 and encodes 316 amino acids. Gene Ontology annotation, molecular function: RNA binding; pseudouridine synthase activity. The record is from RefSeq and is a predicted model, not a curated record.